Molecule: messenger RNA, 405 nt
Organism: Penicillium antarcticum
Lineage: Eukaryota; Fungi; Ascomycota; Eurotiomycetes; Eurotiales; Aspergillaceae
Exons: 2
Coding region: 1-405 (134 amino acids)
Source: RefSeq, a predicted model, not a curated record
AUGGAUCUUUCUAAGCGCUUCCAUUUCCCUGACCAUGUCACCUCCAACCCUUUCCACAAGCUGGCGGCUUUGGUCCAUAAUCAGUGCACAACAGCUGCACGCCUGUUGGGUCCGUUGACUAGGAGACUACUCAAAGAAGUAUGCUCAAAGGUCCAGAUCGUCGAUAUCUUCAUGAAAACUGAUGACAAGGUCCGCCCAUUGCGAGCUCGGCUCGUUCCAGGAAGCACGAAGGAGACUCUUCACACUGCUUUGGUUGUGACACUGCCCAAGGGCAAUGAGAAAUGGGUCCUCGAUACCACCGGUGGCUAUUUUGGGUACGAGGAGGUGCUCGUGUCAUUCAAGAAGUACAUGGCCGAGAAGGCAAUAAAGCUGGCAGCUUCGCCUGAGCUCAUAAGAACACCAUAA